AUGAGAGUCUCAUCACUAACAUCUUCUGUGGCAGACUCAAGAAUCAUAUGUUGUGAAUGUGGACAUAAGUCGGAGACAUUCGAGCCAGUGUUGAACCUAAGUCUAGAGAUCGACGGGCAUGAUAAUCUCAUUGCUGCAUUACAGUCAUUUACAAGAGUCGAGAAGAUCGAUGAUCAGGAGAACUUAAUUAGUUGUGAUGGUUGCAAGACUAAAGUUGUCGUCGAAAAACAACUUACAAUUGACAAAGCUCCGGAAGUUCUUGUAAUUCAGCUGAAAAGAUUCACUUGCAACGGAUUGGAAAUAGUGAAAAAAGGACAAUAUGUUCAAUAUCCAGAAACACUGAACUUAGCUCCAUUUAUCGACGAAUUCAGACAACAAGAUCAGGAGCUGAAUUAUAGGUUGUAUGCAGUGGUAAAUCAUCAAGGUCGUCCUGGAAAUGGACAUUAUAUGUGCUUUAUCCACUCUCAUGGUCAGCGCUGGUUCCUGAAGAAUGACCACAAGGAGCAUAGAUUUAACACCGAUUUCGUGAUGGAUCAGACAGCUUACCUGUUGUUUUAUGUGAAGACGACAUCUUCGAUGUCGAUGUCUUUCCACAGCUUUAUUACGAUGUUCAUCGAGAGAAAUCGGCAAACCAAUAACAGUGAAGAGAUGUCGGUGCCCGAACAACAGCAAUCUAAUAACAAUGAAGGGAGUAGCUGCAGCACUAUGCAGGAUCAGUAG
Messenger RNA from Dioscorea cayenensis subsp. rotundata (Guinea yam), 720 nucleotides. RefSeq names its product ubiquitin carboxyl-terminal hydrolase 21-like. NCBI's taxonomy places the organism in Eukaryota, Viridiplantae, Streptophyta, Magnoliopsida, Dioscoreales, Dioscoreaceae. Gene Ontology annotation, cellular component: cytosol; nucleus. The record is from RefSeq and is a predicted model, not a curated record. The transcript is spliced from 4 exons. Gene Ontology annotation, biological process: protein deubiquitination. Gene Ontology annotation, molecular function: cysteine-type deubiquitinase activity; cysteine-type endopeptidase activity. The coding region runs from base 1 to 720 and encodes 239 amino acids.